AUGACGGCCGGUAGAUCGAUCUGGAGAUGGGCAUCCUCCUCCUCCGCAUUACAAACACCCAAAACCGACUACAAGAACGAGCCCGUACUCCGAGACUACGUAGACCUCCCGCUUGACUACAAGGACAAGCUGGGCCUGCGGUUCAGGGAGGAGGCAAAAGACCUCUCGUCGUCCGAGGUCAGGGCCGUCUUUGGCUCGUCGCUCAAGCCCGCCGCCGCCAACCGGCUACUGAGGAUAAUGCACGGCCGGCGCGUCGCCGGCACGCUGGAGGAUCCGGCAUUUGCGAUCAAUACCACCGCCUUCACUUCGCAGCAGUGCGACGCUGCGUUAGCGUACCUCCGUGAAAAGAUCCCCGUGGACGAGGUCCUCAACGCAGGACUCCGGGCCGAAGACGAGCUUGCUGCGUUGGAGAAGGAGCUCGCGGAGAGUGUUGACGAGGAUACCUCCUCCUCUUCAACCACCGCCGCCGCUGGCCCCAAAACACCGUCUCUCAGAAAGGAAAACUCCCUCAAGCCCGAUCCCGUCUACGGCUACAGCGCCUUCGAUGCCAUCCGCGCCAGGAACCAGGCCAAGGCCGCCGAGGAGGAGAAGCGCCUCAUCGAGGAGGCCGAGGCCAAGGGCAUCGAGUACAACCCAGGCACCCUCUCCAUCCCGAUCAAGCGCCCGCCCAUGACCCCGCGCAUGCAAAAGUGGACGGAGGAAGGCAGCGCCUCGGACCUGGCGGCGCCCCCGCCCCUGACCCUCGCCGAGCGCAUUCUCCCCUCCGCGGCCGUCGUCCUGCUGCUCGUGGGCCUGCUCUCGGCCUUCGCCGCCGUCUACACCCCGCCCCGCAACGCCGACCGCCUGUUCCCCGAGGUCUCCCCCUCGACGGCGACGGUCGGCGCGCUGAUCGGGCUCAACGUGCUCGUGGCGUGCGCGUGGCGCGUGCCGCCGCUGUGGCGGUUCCUCAAUCGGUACUUUGUCCUCGUCCACGGCAUGCCGAGGGCGGUGACGAUGAUCACGGCCAACUUCUCGCAUAGCUCGUUCGGCCACCUGGCGACCAACAUGGUGGGGCUGUGGUUCAUGGGCACGGCGCUGCACGACGAGGUCGGGCGCGCAAACUUUCUCGGCAUCUACCUCGCCUCGGGCGCCUUCGGGUUCCUGGGCAGCCUGACGGCCUAUACGUUGCGGGGGCUGCUGACCGUCUCGACCGUUGGCGCGUCGGGCGCCGUGUUCGGCGUCGCGACGGCGUACUUUUGGAUGCACCGUUUCGAUUCGUUCAAGGUGCUGGGGUUCCCGCCUGACCCGAUGAACGGGCCUCAGGGCCUGGGGUUCAUUGCCCUGAUCCUUGGGUUCCACGUCUACGCCUUCUUCAGGAGAGGGAAGCAGACGAUCGACCUGACGUCGCAUCUCUUUGGCAUGCUGGCUGGAGUAGUGGGGGUCGAGUUCGUGACGAAGGGAAAGAAGGGGGAGGAGGGGGCGAGGGUGGAUGGGUUGGAGAGGAAGAGGGGCGAUCUCGUCAAGGAUGCGCCGCCUCGCGAGAGCCAGGGCGAUGGUGGAAAUGAUGUCAAGGCUUGA
Colletotrichum orchidophilum is the source of this 1557-nucleotide messenger RNA. Its product is annotated as rhomboid family protein. The record is from RefSeq and is a predicted model, not a curated record. Gene Ontology annotation, molecular function: serine-type endopeptidase activity. Gene Ontology annotation, cellular component: membrane. The transcript has a single exon. The coding region runs from base 1 to 1557 and encodes 518 amino acids. Lineage: Eukaryota; Fungi; Ascomycota; Sordariomycetes; Glomerellales; Glomerellaceae.